UCCACGGCAUCGACAGCAUAAACGGUGGGCUCAAAGUCAGCCGUACCGUAACAUGACAUGGAGUUUUCAUUGGUAAACGGGGAAAUUGCAGCGCAGUCGAGUCUCACUUCGUAUGGAAAAAUGGUCAAUGCGUCAUUCUACAGCAGUGUCAUUUGCAGUGUGUUUUUCUCUGAGCAAAAUUCUUACCUGAGGUACCCGCAUACGUAACCAAGCGAACUGUUCCAGUCAUGCCUCGGAAGAAGCGCGUCCUGCAACGGUCUGCAGAUGCUGCAGCUAGCACGAGCGGCCUUUACAGGCCGGAUGAGUUCCAAGCACUUGGCGAUGCCAUUAUGCCCGAUGGCAUCAUUCGUAACAAUUUUGCCAUCGGCGAAGAUAUCCAUCCUGCGGAGUGUCUUCGCAACAUUCAGGAAAUGUUCGAGGGCAAGCUUGACGCUGAUGUCAUACACAUGGUGCUCACCGAAUGCGAGUUCAAUGUGAACAAUGCCUUGGAAGCCCUCUUCACACUGCUGCCACAAGACUCGAGUGCUAGUGCGGCGAGUAUCGUCCAGCCGACACAGCCAAGCAACUUGUCUUCAUCUUCUAGUAGCGAGAGUAUUGGCGCUGGAGAAAACAUUGUCACCUCUGAAGCAGAGGUUCACAAGUCUAGUGAGGAGAGUGAGCAUGAAAGCUCCCUGGCUGUCGACCUAAAUGCACGUGCAUCGUCAGACUUGGCACUCUAUGUGAAUGCUCCACCUUUUGUUCCGAACCUGUGCCCAUCUGCCACCACGGAAACUCAGCAUGCUGAUGUGUUGGAAGAGCAAGCUCCAUUUCCUCCGCUAAUGUGGAGUCAGUUGACAGGGUCUGGAUGCCAACUAGGCUUUAACAUCACUCCCUCUUUAAGUCACAACAAGCCUAAAGCAUUGUCUGCUUCUGCAAAGGAACUUCAGAAGAUCCGCAGCUUGGUGGACAGUGGUCAGUGUGUGCUGGUGCUGAUGAGAGGCCUUCCGGGCAGUGGCAAGACAACUCUAGCCCAGAAGAUAUGUGGCCGUGGUGUAGUCUUGAGUGCAGACCACUUUUUUUGUCAAGGUGGCAGAUAUAACUUUGAUAAGUCAAGAUUGUCAGAGGCACAUGAAUGGAAUAAGAGAAGGGCAAAAAAGUUUAUUCAGGAAGGUCGCUCACCAAUUAUAAUAGAUAACACUAAUGUGGAAAUGUGGGAAAUGAUGCCUUAUGUGGCACUUGCAUUAAGGGCAACAUAUCAUGUGUGUGUUUUAGAGCCAGAUACUCCUUGGAAAUUUGAUUCUAGGGAGUUGACACAAAAGAAUAUGCAUGGGGUUCCAAGACGAACUAUAGACUCCAUGUUGGAACGAUAUGAUCGUAACAUUACAGGAGAAUCGUUGUGUCAAAGCUUUGGGCUUUUUCCUAAAAGCUCCAAUUUAUCAGUUUUGCCUAGUUGUACACCGUUAGAGAGAAAAGAAACCAGUGUUAGUGACUCCUCUAAUCCCCUUGAUAAGACACUAUUAGAGCCACCGCUUGAAGCACCUCAAAACCCAAGCACAUCAUCAUCUGAAAAAACUUCCACAGCAGCCCCUGAAGAAACUAUAAGCUUGGGAGAUCUCAUCGCUCUUGUUCAAAAUGACAGUGAAGAGUCUGGAAGCAGGAGCCGUCAGAACUCAGAUUCUUGGUCAUCUGGUCAUGACGGCAACGACUCGGAGGAUGGGACGGAACGUGAUGAUGACUUUCUUUGGGCUUCCCGUAGAGCACUGGCACAAGCAGAUGUUGCAGUAAAUGAAACCAUACUUGAAGAGAGUGAUGCCUCAGAACAAGAGAAUGGUACCAGGCUUGAAACUGAAUUAGAGGAGGUAAAAACAGAACCAGAAUCUGGAGCUAUGUUGGUGGAAGCUGUGACGGAAGCUUGGCCAGAUAUCAUUGAAAGUAAUGAAAGUGUUGAUGACACACCAAAGCCACCGAGAGAGUCACCAAGGCACCAUGGGGGCUCGGCUAGGGUGGAUAACACUCCCGUGAUUGAAAAGCUUGCAGAUUUCACUGUUCCAUGGGAAGACUUGCCUGAAGGGGAAACACAGGGCCCUGUUACAAAGACUCCAAAAGAACAGAGGUCCCAGAAAGGUAAGGGUAGUCCCAAGAGGUCAAGCGAGAAGAGGGUAGACUCUAGUCCUGAAAAAGAAGCCCCACACACUGUUCCCAAAGUGGCUGAGACGUCAAAGCAAAAACAUUUUUCAGUUCGUGGUCCCAUAUUCGGGCUGGAGAAGGUCGUCCGCAGCAGUACCUGGACUUUUCCUGAAUUCAGUGUCUUUGAGUCCACCCAACCAAAAACUGAAGUGAAAAACAGUGCUCACGUUUACAAGGAUGCCUCAAGUUAUACUGACCCCACAGAUUUUACAGUAGUGGGGAAAGUUCUGCUUGGUGAAUCUGAUGAGCUACGUGUUGUGGAGCCCAGAGACUCUGCAGAGAGGCUGGAUCAGGAGCACAUACACCUUGCUCCUGCUUAUAAGGCAAACACACUUGCUCGGAGUACAGACACCGAUGACCUUCCUGCAGAUGACUUAGAUGAUGAAGGUAAGCUGCUGCUGCUCCAGCAGUGCAUGCCGGGUGUAAGGCCUCCAGAUCUGGAGGACAUAUUCCAGCACUGUCACGGAGAUCACGUGUGGGCAGCUGAUCUUUUGUUGGACUCUGAUGUUUCUUGUGACCUUCAGCCACUUGUUAUUAGUGAAGACUGUGAUGCAGCAGACACCACUGGUAGUCUGAAGUCAGCAAACCAACAGCCUGAAGUUCACACUUCUGUAGUGCCAGCAGAAAAUGAAAGAAAGUGUGCAGAAUCAUCAGCUGACACCAUGCCUGCUGAUAAUAGGCUGAAGAAAAGUUCCUUGAAAACUUUUCUACCAAAGCCACCAAGUGUUGACAGGGAGUUUACAUUUCAGCUUGACCACUCAUUUGCAUGUCAGCUUGUGGAAACAUUUGGUUGUGAAGGGCUGCAUGUAUCCAUCGAUGCUUUCCGAAGUGUUGACCUAAAUGUCACAGUCACCAGCGAGAUUGCCAGGCAGCUACAUCAACUUUGGAUGGAUACUCUGAAGCAGAGAAUGUCAAAGGAAGAAGAAGAAAUGCUGGAGAUGGUCGCCGACUCUCAUGAAAAUGAAGCACAACAUCUGCAAAUGGGAGGUGAGGGUUGUUCGAAGGAAAAUGUGCCUGAAAUUCCAGGCAUUCCACCUCCAGCGUUGCACGAUGAUCCACGCUGGAACAAAGCACCACAUGAAAUGAGCUUUCGUGAAAUCAUGGAAAUGGAAGCAGCCUUGGAAGAGAAAAGAAAAGAUUGGACAAAGAACAAUACUUACAUGGAUAUGGCAACCAAACUUAAGCUCAAGCAACUUUACGAGAAGUUCCCAGGUGUUGAUAGACAGGCACUGGACGAAAUCUUCGUAGCAAGCAAUUACUCGCUGAUCCAGUCUGUGUUGACUAUCAAUGAAACCCUGGGGGUGACUUCUGAAGAAGAAGAUAUGGAAAACUAUGAAAAGCAAAUUGUGGAUCUUGUCGGAAUGGAAAGCAUGCGAGAGGAUGAAGCAGACGACAACACGUGGCAGCCUGUUGUCGAGGGCCAUGAAGACAUGUACGACAGGUUGCGGCUGGUAGGAGACUAUGACGUGAUUCGUCGAGAGGCCACUGUCCACUACCACAUGCGUCAAGAGUCGUUCCGCAAAGCCAAAGAGGCUUAUCACCGGGGCAUGAAGACAGUGGCUGCAUUCUACUCUCAGCAGUGUUCUUCAUGCGAGUCCAUUUGAUGUGGUGCCUUGUUUGUCAAGAAGAAGAGAGGUGUACCUCACACAGGCGUACCUGUGAGAUACACCUUAUUUCAUUUCUCUUCUGCAGGUUUAUGCGUCUUUAUGGCAAACGGUAGGCAUUAUUCACAAUUGUAUUAGUAAAGGUAUCUCCCCACCUCUAUUGCAUAGAAAAAUUACCUUGGUUUGCCCCCGCACCCCCCAUACAGUAAACCCUCGUUUUAACCCUCGUCAAUUUAGAAAAAAAAUCAGAUAACUCGGAGUCAUCCUCUGUUCCCGGCAGGCAUAUGCAUUAUUUAAUGCAAUCAAACUCUUGUUAAUUCGGAUGUAUUUGGAUGAAUGAAAUUCAGAGAAAGAAAUCGUUCAGUUAAGGUGCACGUGUAGUCUGACAUAGCGUGAGCACACACGCACACACGCUACAUCACGUUGGCGAGAACAACGCUUGUAGUACAAAGCACUGGUGCAGCCAACGUAACCGAUUGCGGCCAAUGCAGUCCAUCAUGCCCGAUGUCGAAAUGGCUCUUGCUCCAUCCACGUGUUCGUCGUGCUGACUGCGCCAACCCACAAUGCAUGACGCAGAAGAAAAACAGCGCCCAUGCCGCUUUGCCAACAUACGCAAACAGUUGUGCACAUCUUGGUGAUCAUUCUGCACAUGCUCCAAAGGGAGCAGCCAACUGUCUGCGUAUGCCGCUUCGCCAACGUACGCAGACUGUCGUGCACAGGUUGGGGAUAAUUCUGCGCAUGCUCCGAAGAGAGCAGCCGACGGUGCAAGCGUCGCAGUCUAGAGGGGACGGAAUUUCGGCUGGCACUGCGCAAGCGGCAUAGCGUGGUUGGCCGAAAGCGACACGCACUGAAAACGUGCCUCUGCACCGCCGAUGCUUGCCGCAGAAAGAAGUGCUGCGCUCUAAAAUGCACCCACUGGUAUGUUGGUAUGUUGUACUUUCAUAGCUGCACCAGUUGCAUGUGGCUGAGUUCCACUAUACAUAAAGAAGUGCUGCUCUCUAAAAUGCACCCGCAAAACACACCACAACCUGCUGCAACAUUGGUAUGUGGUACUUUCAUAGCUGCACCGGUUGCAUGCGGCUGAGUUCCACUAUACAUAUAGGUUACCUCCAAACAUGUAUCCUACUGAUGCUUUCCUUUGAGUAACGGCCACGAAUUUCAAAGGCUACGCUUUUUAGUACUGUAAGCGCCGAUAAAGGUCACGGCCGCCAAGUUUCAGACAUUACUUGGUGCCACUUCACGGCAGAACACCUCGUAGGAAAAGAGCAUAGCCUCCAAGAUGCAACAUGAAAAAAAAAGAAAGAAAACAAAAACACGCAGCACCACAUCUAGAAAG
Molecule: messenger RNA, 5106 nt
Organism: Dermacentor andersoni
Lineage: Eukaryota; Metazoa; Arthropoda; Arachnida; Ixodida; Ixodidae
Product: NEDD4-binding protein 2-like
Cellular component (GO): nucleus
Molecular function (GO): endonuclease activity
Source: RefSeq, a predicted model, not a curated record